GCGACAUUAAGCCCCGCCUUUCUCCAUGCCCACUACUCAAUACUUCAUGCUAAAGCUGUAUUCUCUGUGCAGGAACUUUCAAUACUCUUCAGAAAGAACGGAAGUGAGUCCAGAAAAACAUCAAAAUGUUCAGAACACAUGUGAUUGUGACAACAGCACAGCGCUGUGUAGUGAAGAAGAUGGUGCCAAGUAUCAGUGCACACAGGAACGUUGUUUGUUUUCACCGUGCUCUGGGUGGACUUAGGAGGAUUAGCAACUAUAGACCCGCGCCCCUGCUGACAGCGUCGCCUGUUCGUGCCCUCAUAGAUGAAAAGAUCAGCAUUGAAGGACGCUUCUUACCCCCGCACUGUCCGGUCACUGUGCGUGCACAAAUGCAUUGUGAAGAUGGUGAUCUGUGGGAGUCUUUUGCCCAUUAUAACACAAAUGCAGAUGGUACAGUCAACUUGACCAGGGAUCAUUCAGUUGGAGGUUCAUAUUUGGGCUGUGAGCCAAUGGGACUGUUCUGGAGCCUGCAGCCAGCUCCUGGAGAAAGAGAGGGAUUAAGGCUGAGGAAAAAGAAUGUCGAGUCUCCCUACAUAGUCCAUGUGUUUUUACUGGAGGGCCAUGUUUCACCCGGUGAGGGUCAGAGCACUGAGCUGGCUGCUUUAUCUACUGAGCGCUCGUACACAGCACCUGGUGUACGGAGAACAGAGAUUCGGCAGAAUGGAGUUGUAGGAACGCUGUUUUUACCACCAGGCCCUGGACCAUUUCCUGCCAUGUUGGACCUGUGGGGAAUGGGUGGAGGACUGGUGGAGUACCGCUCCGCCCUGUUUGCAUCAAGAGGCUAUGCUAGCUUGUCCAUCACCUAUUUGGGGCACAAAGACUUGCCUGGUCCUCCAAAUCAAAUAAAUGUUGAUGAAUCUUACUUUAGGGCUGCAUUCCAGCUACUAAAAGAUCAUCCUCAGGUCUGUGCAGACAGAGUGGGGAUCAUUGGACUUUCCUUUGGAGUCUUUCUUGCUCUUCGAAUUGCAGCUGAUAAAAGUGUCAAACCGUCUUGUGCGAUAUGUAUCAACGGCCCAAUUGGAAACACCCUAAAGAGCACAAACAGAGGCACAGGUGUAAACAUGAACAGAGGCUUAGAAAGUGUCCAAAAACUCUGGACAUAUGAUGAUGAUGGAAAUGUCAGUUUUAAAGUAAUCUCCAUGCCUGAAAACUUGGACCCUGAGAGCAAAGUUAAGGUAGAGGAUAUUGAGUGUCCACUGAUGUACAUAUUGGGUGAAGAUGACCAGAAUGCUUCAGUCAAAGAAAAUGCAGACCUGAUUGAAGAGACCAUGAAAGCAGCGGGUACAUCCCAUCUGUUCACCCGUCUCUCAUACCCCGGUGCUGGUCACCUGAUUGAACCUCCUUAUGCACCAAAUGCAAGAAUAUCACUGUGGAAAGUUAAACCAAAGAAAUUGUUUGUGCAGUGGGGAGGUAACCUCGCACUUCACGCUGCUGCGCAAGAAGAUUCCUGGAGGAGGAUGCUUGGUUUUAUGGAAAGUCAUCUCAGAUAGAAAAAUGUUCUGAAUGGGACUUAAAAAGGCUGCUAUUGAGGGUAAUGUGAAGAGAACUGAGAAAGAAAGAAGUUAUUUUAACUACUGAGAAGCAGAAAAUGCUUAUCUCCACAAGGUGGUGCUGUUAGCUGUAUGUCAGAAUGAUUGUUGAGCCAGAGCGCUCUGGCAGCUGGGAGGUUUCUGUAUGUUUCACUUUACUUGGCCGAACUGUUGAUGUAGAGCUGCUUCUCUUCCAGUAGAAUAAUGUCAGUAUCCAGUUUUGGAUGACAAUCAGUGUCACUAUGUCCUUAUAAAUUUAUAUAUAAAUGUAAAUGUAUGCAAAAACAAAGUAUAACACACUCAGUAGUCACUAAUGAAGAUUUUUUUAUCUGCUUUAAUCACUUGUACAUUAUAUUUUUACAUGACAAACGUUUAAACUUAGCAACAAUAUAAUAAAGA
This is a messenger RNA of Cheilinus undulatus (humphead wrasse), 1970 nucleotides long. RefSeq names its product bile acid-CoA:amino acid N-acyltransferase-like. The transcript is spliced from 12 exons. Gene Ontology annotation, biological process: fatty acid metabolic process; acyl-CoA metabolic process. The record is from RefSeq and is a predicted model, not a curated record. NCBI's taxonomy places the organism in Eukaryota, Metazoa, Chordata, Actinopteri, Labriformes, Labridae. Bases 126 to 1532 code for a protein of 468 amino acids. Gene Ontology annotation, molecular function: fatty acyl-CoA hydrolase activity.